Phytophthora sojae is the source of this 366-nucleotide messenger RNA. RefSeq lists its product as hypothetical. The transcript is spliced from 2 exons. The record is from RefSeq and is a predicted model, not a curated record. NCBI's taxonomy places the organism in Eukaryota, Oomycota, Peronosporomycetes, Peronosporales, Peronosporaceae. The coding region runs from base 1 to 366 and encodes 121 amino acids.
AUGCAUGUGGUCGUGCUGUCCCGUGUGCGGAGCUUGUUGACUACGGUGAAUCGACCUAACCUGCUCUGGGGAGAAGCGUUUCGUUUCGCGGAGGAGGUACUCAAUAUUAGUCGAAGUGCUGCGCUUGGCGGAGAGUCACCGUACACUCGACGUUUUGGAGAGCGGCCAGACCUGUCCAGCCUGAGGACGAAGAACAAAUUAGAUAAUCCUGGACAGCCUGGACUCUUCCUCGCGUACGGCAAGGAGUCAAUAAUCUACCGCGUUCUAGAUUUGAAGACUGGAAAGAUGAAGGAACUUAGGCCGGUUGAAUUUGCUGAGAACUGGACUGUGGGGUACAGUUAUGUUGGAAAACUUCUGCUCGAAUGA